Thlaspi arvense is the source of this 3734-nucleotide messenger RNA. The record is from the annotation of a GenBank genome assembly. NCBI's taxonomy places the organism in Eukaryota, Viridiplantae, Streptophyta, Magnoliopsida, Brassicales, Brassicaceae.
CGCCGUUUUCGUGGACCUGACUGUGAUUGAUCCGAGUCUCGGUAGUAGACUGUUAAAUCCUGACUUAACCCCAUUUUAAAUUGCGAUAAUUAGAGUGGUGUGAUUUAAUAAGUCGAGUCUUUCAGGUGAUUGUUUUUUUAAUUUAUUUAUUUUAUAAUCAAUCGAUUAAUCGUUGACGGAAAAUUGGGAGAUUUUCUCGAUGGGGAAAGGAGGCGGAUGCGUUCCCAGCAAGAAGAAGAAGCCGUCGUCUCUCGCCACCACCGGCGAUGGUCCCGGAAUCGAUGACGACGACACUCCUAAUGCUCCGAUCCCGAUUGAGGAUGAUCGGACCACCGUUGACGGCGAUCGAACGACGGCGACGAACACUGCGGGAACAACAACCCCAGUGAUUACGGCUAGGACGAUCCCGCCGCUCAAGAUCUUCGUCGUGUUCUAUUCGAUGUACGGUCACGUCGAGAGCUUGGCGAGGAGGAUGAAAAAGGGCGUGGAUAGCGUCGACGGAGUGGAGGCGACGCUGUACAGAGUGCCGGAGACUCUGUCGCAGGAGGUUGUUGAGCAGAUGAAGGCGCCGCCAAAGGAUCCGGAGAUCCCGGAGAUUACGGCGGCGGAAUUGGCGGCUGCUGAUGGGUUUCUGUUUGGAUUCCCGACGAGGUAUGGGUGUAUGGCUGCGCAGAUGAAGGCUUUCUUUGACUCGACGGGACAGCUCUGGAAAGAGCAGACACUCGCCGGUAAGCCUGCUGGAUUCUUCGUCAGUACAGGGACUCAGGGAGGUGGCCAAGAGACCACUGCUUGGACAGCAAUCACACAGCUGGUGCACCACGGGAUGCUAUUCGUGCCCAUAGGAUACACGUUUGGAGCUGGAAUGUUCAAGAUGGACUCGAUCCGUGGAGGCUCUCCUUAUGGAGCAGGUGUGUUUGCUGGCGAUGGCUCAAGAGAAGCAACAGAAACAGAACUGGCUCUUGCUGAACAUCAAGGAAACUACAUGGCUGCAAUUGUCAAGAGACUUGCACAACCUUAAACAAGAAAUGGCUUCUUUAUUUUUUUCAAUUCCUUCUCCCGUUAAAUAAUCAUAUAAAAAUCUUUCUUUUCUUUCCAAUUCCAUCGAUUUCUUUCUUUUCCGAGUGUUUUUAGUUUCAUCAUUUUCGAAGAACCUUGUAGUAUCCAUCAUAGGGUUCUUACGUUAACGGUUGUGUGUAUAUACUUUCUUCUUUAUUAUUGUUGUCUCUUGAUUAAUCUCUCUACAAAUAAAUAUUUGAGCUAUUUUUUUAAAAAUUUGUAAAAUUAAAUUUAAGAUUAUUUUCAUUGGAGUUGUUGAAUCGAGAAACCAAUUUCUUAAAAAAGAACAAAAGAUAAAAUUUUAAAAUCGCUAUAAUAUAGGGAAGAUAUCUACUACUACUAUUUAGUUGCGUCAGACAUUGGGAUUCCUCGGAAAACAUAAACUGUAUCUGUACUUUAUUAUUAUCUAUCUAUCAAUCAAUCAAUCCACUGCAUCUGCUGUGUUCGUCCUCGAGACAAAUCACCGAAAGAAGGCAAUCUCUCUCUGAACAGAGAUACCGACAUGUCCGAGAUUCUAUCUUCCCUGAGGUCUCUAAUGGCCUCUCACUCUCCUCCUCUUGACGCUUUGGUUGUCCCUUCCGAAGACUAUCACCAGAGCGAGUAUGUUUCUGCACGAGACAAACGCCGCGAGUUCGUGUCUGGAUUCACUGGAAGUGCAGGUUUGGCACUUAUCACGAAAAACGAAGCGAGGCUUUGGACUGAUGGUCGCUACUUCUUGCAAGCAAUGCAACAACUUAGCAAAGAAUGGACACUAAUGCGUAUGGGAGAAGAUCCUCUUGUUGAAGUUUGGAUGUCAGAUAAUCUUCCCGAAGAAGCAAACAUAGGUGUUGACUCAUGGUGUGUUUCGGUAGACACUGCGAAUAGAUGGGCGAAAUCUUUUGCCAAGAAGAGUCAGAAUCUGAUCCCGACAACAACUGAUCUCGUGGACCAAGUCUGGCAAAACCGUCCGCCUUCUGAGAUGAGUCCGGUCAUCGUUCAUCCGUUGGAAUUCGCUGGCCGUUCUGUUUCCGAGAAGUUGAAAGAUUUGAGGGCAAAGCUUAAGCAAGAGAGUGCGCGUGGUUUGGUCAUUGCUGCUCUUGAUGAGGUCGCUUGGCUAUACAAUAUCCGUGGAACCGAUGUUGCUUAUUGUCCGGUUGUUCAUGCAUUUGCCAUUGUUACAACCGACUCUGCGUUCCUCUAUGUGGACAAAAAGAAAGUAUCCGAUGAGACAAGUGCUUAUUUCAAAGGGCUUGGUGUAGAAGUCCGAGAGUACACAGAUGUGAUCUCAGAUGUGGCCUUGCUUGCUUCUGACCAGCUUUUCUCAUCAUUUGCCUCUAAAAGUGAGUCUACUACGAAAGACAUGGAGAUUGAUUCUGACCAGACUGAUCGGUUAUGGUUGGACCCUGCUUCGUGUUGCUAUGCUCUUUAUUCCAAACUGGAUGCUGAUAAGGUUCUUCUGCAACCAUCUCCCCUGUCCCUUGCAAAAGCCUUGAAGAACCCGGUUGAGCUCGAAGGAAUGAAGAAGGCACAUGUUCGUGAUGGUGCAGCAGUUGUCCAGUUCCUUGUUUGGCUCGAUACACAGAUGCAGGAGCUCUAUGGAGCAUCUGGAUACUUUGUGGAAGCCGAGGCAAACAAAAAGAAACAAACUAGUGAGACCUCCAAGCUUACUGAAGUGACUGUGAGCGAUGAGCUUGAAAGUCUUCGAGCUGUCAAAGAGCAUUUUAGAGGUUUAAGCUUUCCUACAAUAUCAUCUGUUGGUUCAAACGCUGCGAUUAUACAUUAUUCACCAGAGCCAGAGGCUUGUGCCGAGAUGGACCCAGACAAAAUUUACUUAUGUGAUUCAGGAGCACAGUAUCUCGAUGGAACAACUGAUAUAACCCGAACGGUUCACUUUGGAAAACCUUCAGCUCAUGAGAAGGACUGCUAUACCGCGGUCUUCAAGGGUCAUGUUGCUCUCGGAAAUGCUCGGUUUCCAAAAGGAACAAACGGUUAUACACUUGAUAUUCUUGCUCGAGCUCCGUUGUGGAAGUAUGGCUUGGAUUAUCGACAUGGUACUGGUCAUGGAGUCGGCUCUUACCUUUGCGUUCAUGAAGGACCUCACCAAGUUAGUUUCAGACCGAGCGCUAGGAAUGUGCCUCUCCAAGCUACCAUGACUGUGACAGAUGAACCUGGUUACUACGAAGAUGGGAACUUUGGUAUUAGGUUGGAGAAUGUUCUUGUUGUUAAUGAUGCUGAUACCGAUUUUAAUUUUGGCGACAAGGGCUAUUUGCAAUUCGAGCAUAUCACUUGGGCACCGUAUCAAGUGAAACUUAUCGAUCUAGAGCAGUUGACUCGAGAAGAGGUCGACUGGUUAAACACAUACCAUUUGAAAUGCAAGGACAUCUUGGCCCCAUUCAUGAACCAAACCCAAAUGGAAUGGCUCAAGAAAGCUACGGAACCUGUAAGGGUAUUGGUUUGAAUCCCUCCCGGAUUUCUCUUAAUUAGAUGUUUAGCAAUGGCUUUUUCACUUCUCCUCACUGUUAAACCAAAAGAAAUUUCAAGUCAUUUACACAGUUUCUAUUCAGAUAUCCACAAAAUAAAGAAAAACUCAUGUUUCUUAAUUAUCUCUUUACUCCUACAAGAUUGUCAGUUCUUGAACACUGUUUGUAUCUUCUUGGCUCAUAUAGAAAUGUUACGUUAAAUGCUUUGUUACAAAGAAA